AUGGCGACUGGUUUUGCUUUGAAGGGAGAUAAUCAUAUAGCAAAUAAUGUCAAUGGCAGCGGUGGUGAAAGUAGUAUCGAGAGUCCAAUGACUACUGGCUCCUCUAACGCGCCGCCAUUGCAUUCUACUACUCUUCUGGAUCAAGGUCCGGCGGAAAACGGCAAGUCGACGGUGAGAAAAAGGGCGGCGUCGGACAUGGAACUUCAAGCAGGCAACGGCGGAGCUGACUACCAUAAUAGGUUUAUCCGCCGUACAGCAACAACGCCGCUGGGUGAUUUUGGGAUCUGUUCUUUUAUGAGUGGAGGUGAUUUUAAUAGUCCUAAUCCACUAUUACGUUCGACCCACGUAGCCAACUACUCCACUACGAUGACGAUGUUACCAUCUUCCACGAAUUUGACGUCAGGCAAAUCCGGAUCUGGUUCCGAACCUGCCAUUUCUACUCCAAACCUAAAUUACCAUCACCAUCUUCAACAAUCCCAAAUCCAAAUCCAAACCCCUACAUCUACACCUUCCGUAUGUGUUUUUUCAGGCUUGCCUUUGUUCCCUCCUGAUAAAACUCAGAACCCAAAUUUGCAGCUUUCUCCAUCACCCGUGCUAUUACCGAUUAAUACUACCACAUCAACCAGUGGAGGUGUAAUUUCCAUGGAGGAGGGUGCAGCAGCUACGGCAUGGAUCGACGGCAUAAUAAAAGAUCUUAUCCACAGCUCAAAUAAUGUCUCUAUACCUCAACUAAUUCUCAACGUAAGAGAGAUUAUACACCCUUGCAACCCUAAUCUUGCGGCCCUUCUUGAAUACAGACUUCGUUCUCUUACUGGUACUGAUUCUGUCACAAAUUACCCCGAAAGGAGGAAGGAAGCUUCGCCGCCGCUGAGUAUACAAAGACCGGACCAGCAUGGGCAAGGGCAGGUACAGUUAGGCACUCCAGGGCUCAGGCUGUAUAUGGACGACAAUUUGGUCACUCAUAGCCUUUCUGAAUCAAUGAAUCAACACUUGAGUUGGCCUGUUGUCACACAACCGGGGACGGUGAAUGCAACCGGGAACAACCAGUACCUUCGGAGCAAUCCUAGUGCAGCAACCACAAUCCCUACCAGUGUCUCUUUCCCUAUGCCUGCAACUAUGGUUACUGAUUCGAAUGAUCCAGUGCACCAGUCUCCUCAGCCCGAAACCCAUCCCGAGCAGCCUAUGGAGCAGCAACAGCAUAGCCAGUCGGCUGCGGCGGCAACGCCAGCAACGUUCCCUUCGACAACCGCAGUGGAAGCAAUUAGAGAAUGGAAAGAAGAAAUGCGACAAAAGCAAAGAGACGAAGACGGCUUACACCUCUUGACCUUGCUCCUCCAGUGUGCCGAGGCUGUAUCUGCUGAUGACAUGGAGGAAGCAAAUAGAAUGCUUCUAGAAAUCUCUGAAUUGGCAACACCAUUUGGCACUUCAGCUCAGCGCGUCGCUGCAUAUUUCUCCGAGGCAAUGUCGGCAAGGAUAGUAAACUCGUGCUUGGGAAUAUAUGCAGCGCUACCGAUGGUACCACAUAGCCAGAAAACGGCGUCGGCAUUCCAAGUGUUUAACGGAAUCAGUCCUUUUGUGAAGUUUUCGCAUUUCACGGCAAAUCAGGCCAUUCAAGAAGCAUUUGAGAGGGAGGAUAGAGUGCACAUUAUAGACCUCGACAUAAUGCAAGGCCUGCAAUGGCCUGGACUCUUCCACAUACUGGCGUUGCGGCCUGGUGGACCACCAUUUGUUCGCCUCACCGGCCUUGGCACUUCCAUGGAGGCACUAGAGGCUACUGGCAAACGGUUGUCUGAUUUUGCAGAAAAAUUGAGAUUACCAUUUGAGUUUUCACCCGUAGCUGAUAAAAUUGGGAAUUUGAACCCGCAAAGGUUGAGUAUAAGUGAGACGGAGGCUGUUGCUGUUCACUGGCUGCAGCAUUCUCUCUACGAUGUCACUGGUUCAGACACCAAUGCCCUUUGGCUCUUGCAAAGAUUAUGUCCAAAGGUGGUGACAGUUGUAGAGCAAGAUUUGAGCCAUGCUGGUUCAUUCUUGGGAAGAUUUGUGGAGGCCAUACAUUACUACUCGGCCUUGUUUGACUCAUUGGGAGCUUGCUAUGGAGAAGAGAGUGAGGAAAGGCACAUAGUGGAGCAGCAACUCUUAUCAAGGGAGAUAAGAAAUGUGUUGGCUGUGGGUGGUCCUUCAAGAAGUGGGGAGGUGAAAUUCAACAACUGGAGAGAGAAGCUUCAGCAAUCAGGCUUCAAGGGUGUAUCUUUGGGGGGCAAUGCUGCGGCGCAGGCAACACUUCUGCUAGGAAUGUUCCCUUCUGAUGGUUAUACCUUGGUGGAGGAUAACGGUGCCCUGAAACUCGGUUGGAGAGAUUUAUGCUUGCUCACUGCCUCGGCAUGGCAGCCCAGCUCCCACCAUUUUCCAUCCUCCAUCCAGUAG
Molecule: messenger RNA, 2424 nt
Organism: Fraxinus pennsylvanica
Lineage: Eukaryota; Viridiplantae; Streptophyta; Magnoliopsida; Lamiales; Oleaceae
Source: the annotation of a GenBank genome assembly